Messenger RNA from Xylaria bambusicola, 792 nucleotides. RefSeq lists its product as uncharacterized. Gene Ontology annotation, biological process: mycotoxin biosynthetic process. Lineage: Eukaryota; Fungi; Ascomycota; Sordariomycetes; Xylariales; Xylariaceae. The record is from RefSeq and is a predicted model, not a curated record. The coding region runs from base 1 to 792 and encodes 263 amino acids. The transcript has 5 exons.
AUGGCUGAACCCGAAAGUUCUCCGUUCCUCACGGAAAUGGAGAGUGCGCCAUUUCAGCUUGAAGAGAAACCAGGCCUUGCUCGACCAUCCAUAAGAUCUCGCAUUGUUCAAAUAUGCGCACCAUUCAAAUUCUCAAUUAUCUUGCUAUCAUUAUUUUUUUACACGGGUGUGGUAAUCAUCGCUGCGCGGAGUAGCUCCGUUACCUGUGUGAAUGAACGAACCUGGUCGCCGGCGCUCGAAGCAUUGGAAUGGGAGAACAGACACCUCGGUGCAUAUAUACAAUAUGGAAAUUAUACCGGAGAGCCAUCACAGCAUGUGGAUGCUUCUUGGAACAGCUUGUUGCAAGGGAUGAGCAUUAAGAUACUUCCCGAAGAACUUAAGAGAAUAGGUACAGCAUCUCUUGAGCUGCGUGAUGGCUCAGGAUAUAUGGGCUCACUGGCAGUCUUUCAUGAACUUCAUUGUGUGAAAGUUCUACGUCAAGGUCUUUAUAAAGACUUCUACUGGCGCAACUCAACUGAGCGCGAACUAGUUCUGAAACAUGAACAUAUGGAGCACUGCUUAGAGGUGAUUAGACUUUCAACGAUGUGUCGAGGUGAUAUCAGCGUGAUACCUUCUGUCUGGGAGUAUGAUAAUCGUGAAGGGGGUUCAGGUGCGCUUCUUGGGCCUUCAAUUCGUGAUGGUAGAGCCUUACACAGAUGUGUGAAGUGGGACAGGUUGCAGAGCUGGGCUAAGUCACGCCGCUUAGAUCUAUCGGAUUCCACCUUACUGCUUCCUGACUCGGAAUACUCAUGA